Messenger RNA from Scaptodrosophila lebanonensis, 599 nucleotides. RefSeq lists its product as uncharacterized. The record is from RefSeq and is a predicted model, not a curated record. Lineage: Eukaryota; Metazoa; Arthropoda; Insecta; Diptera; Drosophilidae. The transcript has 2 exons. The coding region runs from base 89 to 508 and encodes 139 amino acids.
GCAGGCACUGCGAAAGGUUUCGGUCUGGAGCCAAAAUAAUUUUGGUUUCAAAAAGAAUUUAAAUGUAUAUUUUAUACUAAACCAACAAAUGGAGAAAAAAACACGCAAACGUUUGGCCAGCACUGCUGAGAAAAUGGAACAUGGUGGAAAAUAUGCCUGCACGGCUGCUGGCAAAGCGAAGCCUUCUGGCCUGCUUCAAACCGAGGUUGUGCCAUUGCAAAAGUUUAGCUUCGAUCUAAGCACACUGCCCGCCGUGCCUCAGGUAAAUGGCUUCGAGCGUGGAUACACUGCUGAAGCGUUGUUGGACGUGUUCGAGAAUCAGGCCGGCGAACACUUGCUCUACGUAAAAUUCAAAAAUCUUCAAAUGCCCGAACUGGUGCCUCUGCAAAUAGCUGGGGAGCAUGUGCAGCAUCUGCUGCCGUCCUUCUACGAGGAAUACGUACAGCACUGGAACAAGCGGCAGCAGCAGCAGCAGCAGCAGCCACAGCCACAGCCGAUGCAGUACUAGAACAUAAAUAUGGCGAGGUGACCUUGUUAAAUCUCAUUUACGAGUGUGUACACAUAUACUUAGCAUUGCAAUAGAGAAACAAUUCAGCAGA